AUGGAUCAGGGUUUCCUGAAAAGGAAGUGCCUCUUGUACGCCAUGCCUCUGUCUUCGCCGGUGGUGGAGGAAUGGUCAAAAUCUGAUGUGCUGAUGAAUCGGGGAAGUCAGGGAAGUCUGGUUGCACUACCAAAGCAAUACAUCGAGCGCGCAGAUGUGGUGACCAAUUCUGAUGUGAUUGGGCCCCUUUUGGAACAUCUUGGAACACGUGUCACGAUUGAUGGUAUCCAUGAACAAGUGGAGAUGUUCUUGACCUUUGCCCGGCCACGUGGGAAGCCCCAUGUUUCUGGUAGCAAAGUCCGUUUGGAAGCGUGGAAGAUCAAGCGGCUAGUGACGAUCUUCAAUCGUGCUGCCAAGCGUGGACACUACCCCAGAGAACCCGGCAUGCGUGAAAUCUAUCAGCAGGCUGGUAUCCCGUUGCCAGCUGACCCACGUGACUACACAGCAUUUAAGGCUUAUGAUUUCGGUGUGUUUGUGUGUGUGCGUGCGCCCUCUCCCCCAGCAACCUUUUUGAUGGGAACAGUUGAGGUUCGAGAGAGCCUUCAGACUCUGAAGAUGAUGCGGAGGGUGAAGAAAGCAGUGAUGUACAAACAGUACCCUGGCUGGAUGUUCAAUGUUGACAAGUGCAAAGUAAGUAGCCAUGCCCAAUGCCCAUGCCCGGUACUUAUCCCUCUUGGAUUGAAAUGCCUAGGAUGA
Durusdinium trenchii is the source of this 696-nucleotide messenger RNA. NCBI's taxonomy places the organism in Eukaryota, Dinophyceae, Suessiales, Symbiodiniaceae. The record is from the annotation of a GenBank genome assembly.